Messenger RNA from Cylicostephanus goldi, 201 nucleotides. The record is from the annotation of a GenBank genome assembly. Lineage: Eukaryota; Metazoa; Nematoda; Chromadorea; Rhabditida; Strongylidae.
AUGGUUGACGGUUGGGCUAGGUACCGUAUCGUGAUCGAGAACGUCUUCAAACGGGGGAUGCGAGGCCGACGUGGUGAAACCUCGCUCUGGAUGUCGUCACAUUCAGUUCUGUGCAAAUGCCCGAAAAUUCGUGUUGGACGUCGUUACAUUCUUCUCGGUGAGUCAGUAAAUCUUCAGUCUUCAGUGCGUUUCGAAGUGUGA